AUGGUGCCUGAAGCUUCCCUAGCGACCGCUAGUUAUGUACUCAUUGAAGAGGAGAUCCCAGCUCUGGAUGAGACUGUUGUGACCGAUCCUGGCGAGACGCCUGACGAGACGCCUGACGAGACGCCUAUGCCUAAUUGGUCUCGUCGAGUCAUGAAGAAAUGGCGACGCAUAAUGAAGCAAUUCAGAACAGCAUCCCAGAAGAGUAUCAUAGCCAUUGAGCUCACUGAUGAUGGCGACCGAUUUAUCGAGUAUACAUGUAUGCGUUAUGUAUAUGAUGGAAAGGAAGAUCGAUUCCGUCCAGCGGCGGACUUGACUGAUAUCACACCGGCGGAAUCAGAAAGGCUGCUAGCCCUUGGUGGAUUAAACCAGACCGAAGCUAUCAGGAGGCGAGCCUUUAUCGGCCCUAAUGAGAUUGUUGUAGACGUGCCAUCGAUAUUCAAAUCCCUGAUUACUGAAUUCAGCAGCCUCUUUUAUGUGAUCCAGAGUAUGGGCGCGUGGACCUGCCUUGGUUAUAGUGCUUGGAAUAUAGGCGUCCUAUGGUUUCUCACAAUCAUUAUCACUGGUGGUGUAAAGGCGCUUUCCAUCGUUCGAAGGGGUCAAAAGAAGGUGGCGGAACUUGCUCAUCAUUCCACUAACGUCUCGGUCUUGAGAAACUCUGAGUGGUCGGUUAUACCUUCGUCUGAUGUCGCUCUCAGUGACAUUAUGAAAGUGGACGACGCAGAGAUCCCGUGCGAUGGGCAUAUCCUACUUGGUGCUGCUGUUGUUAACGAGUCUAUGCUCACUGGAGAGCCGAUGCCUGUACAAAAAAUCGCCGCGGAUUCGUCUGGCAGUGGCGAUACUUCCUUCACAUCAAAGAGUUUGAUCCAUGCAGGUACGCUUUGUAUGGAGUCUACUGGCCCAUAUGGGAAGGCUCUGAUGAUCGUCACGGCUGUUGGGGGCUCAACAACCAAGGGACAGCUCAUCAGGAUGGUCAUGUUCCCCCAAUCAGUGAGGUAA
This is a messenger RNA of Perkinsus marinus ATCC 50983, 996 nucleotides long. RefSeq lists its product as hypothetical. The record is from RefSeq and is a predicted model, not a curated record. Gene Ontology annotation, molecular function: P-type transmembrane transporter activity. The transcript has 2 exons. Gene Ontology annotation, cellular component: membrane. NCBI's taxonomy places the organism in Eukaryota, Perkinsozoa, Perkinsida, Perkinsidae. The coding region runs from base 1 to 996 and encodes 331 amino acids.